Messenger RNA from Engraulis encrasicolus (European anchovy), 2442 nucleotides. RefSeq names its product ring finger protein 168 (gene rnf168). The record is from RefSeq and is a predicted model, not a curated record. Gene Ontology annotation, biological process: double-strand break repair. The transcript has 8 exons. The coding region runs from base 187 to 1911 and encodes 574 amino acids. Gene Ontology annotation, cellular component: site of double-strand break; nucleus. Gene Ontology annotation, molecular function: nucleosome binding; metal ion binding; ubiquitin-protein transferase activity. NCBI's taxonomy places the organism in Eukaryota, Metazoa, Chordata, Actinopteri, Clupeiformes, Engraulidae.
CUUGUGUACAGCUCCAACAAUUGAUCCGUGAUCUUGCUAUGAAUCGGUAUUUGCCUAACGUCCUCGUGUUGCUGGGCAAUCUUUGGUCUAGUUUAGCUCGUGCAUAUUCCAAAACAUAGCAGCCGUUUUAGCGUCAUAUGCUAGCAGAAAUAGUAAUGAAGCAGUAUCGGCCGGUUUGGUCCUGUGAUGUGUGUAGAAAUACUGAGAGGAGGGAUGCCGCCUGUGUCCGAGGUGGAGAUACCAGUACCAGAGGAGGGCGCUGGGGGGCUGUGUCGGUCGGACUGCGUCUGCCCCAUAUGUCUGGAAAUCUUCAUAGAACCUGUGACACUACCCUGCGACCAUACGCUAUGCAAACCAUGUUUCCUGGAAACUGUGGACAAGGCGAGCAUGUGCUGUCCACUGUGCCGUAAGCGUGUCGCUACCUGGUCACGGCACCACGGCAGGAACAACACGCUUGUGAACAAGGAACUAUGGCAGCGCAUUCAGAAGGCAUUUCCUGAGCAGUGUCAGAGGCGACUGAGCGGCCUGGAGGAUGACACUUCAGUCGCGGUAGUUGCAGCGCCCAAAGUGUGUGAGCCAGGAGAGCUGCGAAGGGAAUACGAAGAUGAGGUCACCAAGGUGGAGGCUGAGCGUCGUGCGCGUGAGGAGGAGGAGCGAAGGGCGAGCGAGGAGUUCAUCAGGCGGAUGCUAGAGGAGGACCAGAGGCAGCUGGAGGAGCAGCGGCGGAGGCAGCAGGAGAGCCAGCAGAAGGAUGAGAUGCUGGCCAGGCAGAUCAACCAGGAACUGAACUCAGAUGGCGUCUCUGUGGCGAACCCCCAGCCAGUGGAGACCCCACCAACCAAAGGCAUAGAGAAGUUUUUUGGGCCGCCACGAAAUCGUGCCAGUGCCUCAGAUUCCAGUUUUGCCUCAAGCGACAUGGACGUUGAGAUGUCCAUCCUCCCGUCGGAGAGGCCUUCCUCCUCCUCGGCUGGCCUUGACCUGCCUCCUCUGGACUACUACGGCCCGACCAGUACCCGCCACCACCACAACACCAGUGGCAGCAUCUGGCCCUUCCAGGACAACCCCUCUCCACCCCGGUCACCCUCCCCGUCUUCCUCCAUCUCCUCCUCAUUCUCCUUGGCCUCGGCCAGUGUGUGUGACCUGACGGACGUUCAGAGCCCUGAGCGGAGGAGGAGGAGCGGUUUAUCGGGCAAGAGGAAGAACGCCGUCCUGGAGGAUGAGGAGGAGGAGCAGGAGAACGAGCCUUGCGGUAGCGGCGGUUCGGCUGCCAAACGAGCCUCCUGUUCUUCAUUCAGCGGAGUCCCAGUGCGACUUAACGUGCUGCAGGUGUUGACACAGCAGGAGGAGGUGCUACAGGAGCGUCAGCGUCAGGAACAGGAGGACCUGCAGCUGGCCCUGCGCCUCCAACGCCAGCUGGAGAAGGAGGAGAGACGCAGGAGCGCCGUCCUGGCCAUCGAGCCCUACCAGCUACGGCAGAAGACACCUCAGGCCAAGAGCUGGAGGGAUAGAGAUGGGGACGGGGAUGGGGACAAUGGGAGCGGCAACAGAGGAGGAAGAGGAGAAGGAGGAAGGAGAGUAAACAGGGGAGCUGAUGAUGUUUUCCAGUCCCCUACAGUCCCCACCACCCCUACUGCCAAGCGGACAAUGUCAGGGGAGAGGGGAGGCAAGGGGAAGGCACCUGUAGUUGUGAGGGGAGGUGGGUGUAGGAAAGGUGGAGGUGGCGAGAAGGGGAAGACGCCCAAGCAAAACCAGCAUGGUGCUGGUGGUGCUGCUGCUGCUGGUGGUGCAUCCUCAUCCAUGUCCCCGUCUGACACUACAGGCACUGCUGCAGCGACUGCUACCGCCCCAGGCCUGGGCAAAGCCCGCAAGCAGACCACGAUCACAGAACUGUUUAACGGCCACAACAGCUGAGCAGCACUGUCUCUCUUUCUAGCUCGCUGUUGGACUACUCAAUGAGUGAAGUGAUGUGGACUACUGUAGCCUAAAGUGUGCCUGAAUCCUGAACAGUGUAUGAAGACAGAAAAAAGUACCCGUGCACUGCCUUGUUGGUGCACAAUUGUUGAUGAAGUUCAGGAUUACAUGUUUACCUGAAGCAUAUUGGGAGAAAUUGCCCUAGCAACUGGGGCUUUUGUUGAAUUCCCUGCAUGUUUUUAAUGUUUAAACACUGUAAGCAGGGCCUACUAUGCCAGAUGUGCUUUACGGUCGAUAUGCAUUUCGGUCGAUAUGCAUUUCGCUCAGACAUACCUGUACAGUAUCUUGGGAUUGCCUUUUCUUUGGAUCUUUUUUGUCUGCCAUAGUUCAGACAUGAACUGUGCUCUCCGCUCAAAAUAGUUCCAGCUUCUGACAUUUUAAGAUCUUUUUAUUUCAGUUUUUUUGUAAGUUUGCUUAUAUUAGUAUGUUUAUAUUUGAUAACAAAACAAUAAACUGAUAAACUGAAGGAAA